GCCGCCAUGGCGCCGCCGCCGCGCUGACCGCGCUGCGCCGCCAUGGCCGGGGCCAUCGCGUCCCGCAUGAGCUUCAGCUCCCUCAAGCGCAAGCAGCCCAAGACCUUCACGGUGCGCAUCGCCACCAUGGACGCCGAGAUGGAGUUCAGCUGCGAGGUGAAGUGGAAAGGGAAGGACCUGUUUGAUCUGGUGUGCAGGACCCUGGGGCUGCGGGAGACCUGGUUCUUUGGGCUGCAGUACACCAUCAAGGACACGGUGGCUUGGCUCAAAAUGGACAAAAAGGUCCUGGAUCAUGAUGUUCCCACAGAAGAGCCCAAAACUUUUCACUUCCUGGCCAAAUUUUAUCCUGAGAAUGCAGAGGAGGAAUUGGUCCAGGAAAUCACCCAGCACCUGUUCUUCCUGCAGGUGAAGAAGCAGAUUUUGGAUGAGAAGAUCUUCUGUCCUCCUGAAGCCUCUGUCCUGCUGGCCUCCUAUGCUGUCCAAGCCAAGUACGGUGACUACGAUCCCAACGUGCACAAGAGAGGCUUCCUGGCACAGGAGGAGCUGCUUCCCAAGCGGGUAAUAAACCUGUACCAGAUGACUCCAGAGAUGUGGGAGGAAAGGAUAACAGCCUGGUACGCAGAGCACCGGGGCAGAGCCAGAGAUGAAGCUGAAAUGGAGUAUCUGAAGAUAGCCCAGGACCUGGAAAUGUACGGCGUCAACUACUUCGCCAUCAGGAAUAAAAAGGGCACAGAGCUGCUCCUUGGAGUUGAUGCCUUGGGUCUGCACAUUUAUGACCCAGACAACAGGUUGACCCCUAAAAUCUCCUUCCCAUGGAACGAGAUCCGGAAUAUCUCCUACAGUGAUAAAGAGUUUACGAUUAAGCCAUUGGACAAAAAGAUUGAUGUUUUUAAAUUCAAUUCAUCAAAGCUGCGUGUGAAUAAGCUGAUCCUUCAGCUGUGCAUUGGGAACCACGACCUCUUCAUGAGGAGGAGGAAGGCAGACUCGUUGGAGGUGCAGCAGAUGAAGGCACAGGCCAGGGAGGAGAAGGCCAGGAAGCAGAUGGAGCGACAGUGCCUGGCACGAGAGAAGCAAAUGAGAGAAGACGCUGAGAGGACCAGGGAUGAGCUGGAGAGGAGGCUGAUGCAGCUGAAGGAGGAGGCAACCAUGGCCAACGAGGCUCUGAUGAGGUCGGAGGAGACGGCGGAUCUGCUGGCGGAGAAGGCGCAGAUCACGGAGGAGGAGGCCAAGCUGCUGGCGCAGAAGGCGGCCGAGGCCGAGCAGGAGAUGCAGCGCAUCAAGGCCACGGCCAUCCGCACCGAGGAGGAGAAGAGGCUGAUGGAGCAGAAGGUGCUGGAGGCCGAGAUGUUGGCACUGAAAAUGGCCGAGGAGUCAGAGAGGAGGGCAAAGGAGGCUGAUCAGCUCAAGCAGGACCUGCAGGAGGCUCGCGAGUCGGAGCGCAGAGCCAAGCAGAAGCUCCUGGAGAUCACCAGCAAGUCUUCCUACACACAGUCCAUGAACUCGAGUACCACAGCACUGCCCACUGACCUGCCCAGCUACAACCUCAUCAGUGAGAGCCUCUCCUUCGACUUCAAGGAUACAGACAUGAAGAGGCUGUCCAUGGAAAUCGAGAAGGAGAAGGUGGAGUACAUGGAGAGGAGCAAGCACCUGCAGGAGCAGCUCAACGAGCUGAAGACAGAAAUUGAGGCACUGAAGCUCAAGGAGAGGGAGACAGCUCUGGAUAUUUUGCACAACGAGAACUCCAGCCGGGGCAACAGCAAGCACAACACUAUUAAAAAGCCUCAAGCCCAGGGCAGAAGACCUAUCUGCAUUUGAGAAUUCCAACUCACCCUGCAGAGCACCAAGUCGCGGGUGGCGUUCUUCGAGGAGCUCUAGGGAGGAACCGCUGGCGCCGC
Molecule: messenger RNA, 1895 nt
Organism: Melospiza georgiana
Lineage: Eukaryota; Metazoa; Chordata; Aves; Passeriformes; Passerellidae
Gene: NF2
Product: NF2, moesin-ezrin-radixin like (MERLIN) tumor suppressor
Exons: 17
Coding region: 43-1815 (590 amino acids)
Biological process (GO): regulation of gliogenesis; positive regulation of early endosome to late endosome transport; regulation of cell shape
Cellular component (GO): filopodium; apical part of cell; plasma membrane
Molecular function (GO): actin binding; cell adhesion molecule binding
Source: RefSeq, a predicted model, not a curated record